This is a messenger RNA of Staurois parvus, 263 nucleotides long. NCBI's taxonomy places the organism in Eukaryota, Metazoa, Chordata, Amphibia, Anura, Ranidae. The record is from the annotation of a GenBank genome assembly.
CAUGGCUCUAUGUGUCUUAUGGACUGUGACAGUGUGGUGAUCUGUCAAACUGGGAUUCUCAACAAGGCAGGUUGAGGGGCUCCAGGGUACUUGUUUUUGAUGCAGAGGAAAGUGGCUUUUCACUUUCCUCAUUUGUUUGUAAAGUCAAUUUUGAGACCUGGAGCCUGGAGAUUUCAAAGUGAUUUGGGAGGGAUGAAAUCUUCAAUCCUGGGACCAGGUUUUGGGAAUGGGCCAGGAGACUGAUUGGUCAGGUGUGCAUGGCU